AUGUCUAUGAAAUGGAAUUCAGUUCUGCUGCUCCUACAACUGAGUUGUUACUUUAGCUCUGGAAGUUGUGGAAAGGUGCUGGUGUGGCCCACAGAAUACAGCCAUUGGAUGAAUAUGAAGACAAUCCUGGAUGAACUUGGACAGAGAGGGCAUGAGGUGACUGUGCUAACAUCUUCAGCUUCCAUUCAUGUUGAUCCAAACAAGACAUCAACUAUUAAAUUUGAAGUUUAUCCUACAUCUUUAAGUAGAGAUGCUUUUGACGCAUUUGUCUUGAUGGUGGUCAAAAAAUGGGAACGUAUUCCAAAAGACAGAAUUUGGUUACAUCUUUCAGAAAUGCAAGAAAUCAUGUGGGAUUUUUCUGACUGUAUGAGAAAUAUGUGUAAAGAUGCAGUUUUGAACACGAAACUUAUGAGAAAACUAAAAGAAUCAAAAUUUGAUGUUGUUUUUGCGGAUGCCAUUGGUCCCUGUGGUGAGCUGCUGGCUGAGAUACUUAAAAUACCCUUUGUGUACAGUCUCCGCUUCUCUCCUGGAUACUCACUGGAAAUGCAUAGUGGAGGACUUCUAUUCCCUCCUUCUUAUGUUCCUAUUAUUCUUUCAGAAUUACAUAAUCAGAUGACAUUCAUGGAGAGGAUAAAAAAUAUGAUAUUUGCCCUUUAUUUUAACUUUUGGUUCCAGACAUUUAAUCUGAAGGAGUGGGAUCAGUUUUACAGUGAAGUACUAGGAAGACCCACUGUGUUAUUAGAGACAAUGGCAAAAGCUGAAAUAUGGCUAAUUCGAAGCUAUUGGGAUUUUGAUUUUCCUCGCCCACUCUUACCAAAUUUUGAUUUUGUGGGAGGAUUCCAUUGCAAACCAGCCAAACCCCUUCCUAAGGAAAUGGAGGACUUUGCUCAGAGCUCUGGAGAACAUGGUGUUGUGGUGUUUACUCUGGGGUCGAUGAUCAGUAACAUGCCAGAAGAAAGGGCCAAUGUGUUUGCAUCAGCUCUUGCUCAGAUUCCGCAAAAGGUUAUAUGGAGAUUUGACGGUAAGAAACCAGACACUUUAGGAGCCAACACUCGACUGUACAAGUGGAUCCCUCAGAAUGACCUUCUUGGUCAUCCAAAAACCAAAGCGUUUAUAACUCAUGGCGGAGGCAACGGCGUCUAUGAGGCGAUCUACCAUGGGGUGCCUAUGGUGGGCAUGCCAUUGUUUGCAGAUCAACCUGAUAACAUUGCCCGCAUGAUGGCCAAGGGAGCAGCUGUUAGACUGGACUUUGACACAGUGUCAAGUACAGAUAUGCUCAACGCAUUGAAGACAGUCAUUAAUGACCCUUUAUAUAAAGAAAAUAUUAUGAGGUUAUCAAGAAUUAAUCACGAUCAGCCCACAAAGCCUCUAGAUCGAAUAGUCUUCUGGAUUGAGUUUGUCAUGCGCCACAGAGGAGCAAAGCACCUUCGGGUUGCAGCCCACGACCUCAACUGGGUCCAGUACCACUCUCUGGAUGUGAUUGGGUUCCUGCUGGCCUGUGUGGCAACUGUGAUAUUUGCCAUCACCAAGUGUUGUCUGUUGUGUUGUCAGAAGUUUGCUAAAACAGGAAAGAAGGAAAAAAGGGAAUAG
This is a messenger RNA of Galeopterus variegatus (Sunda flying lemur), 1590 nucleotides long. RefSeq names its product UDP-glucuronosyltransferase 2B4-like. The transcript has 6 exons. NCBI's taxonomy places the organism in Eukaryota, Metazoa, Chordata, Mammalia, Dermoptera, Cynocephalidae. The record is from RefSeq and is a predicted model, not a curated record. The coding region runs from base 1 to 1590 and encodes 529 amino acids. Gene Ontology annotation, molecular function: UDP-glycosyltransferase activity.